AUGUUCGCCACCAUUCAGCAGGAAAUCGCAGCUCCGACCACUAUCCCACCCCCAUCCCCACCCGUUACGAUACUCGUCGAUCCCCGAGGGGCCUUCGUUCAACUAUCGCAUGACGGUCGCGUCCGCGGACCAGCUGCAAGUACAGGCGCAACUUGCGCAGCAGCAGCAGCAGUCUGGACCAGGGCCGCGAAGAAGACCGAGUGUCCUGCGGCGAUCGAAGCAGGCGGCGCCGAAACGCCCGCCGUCAUACCCGAUGCCGACGACGCAGUCUCCGUGCCUGCACACAGUGACGAGUGGAGUAGUGCUGAACGACCUUGGCACAUCGUCUCCGCCGCGAAACGCCUCUGGACUCGGGGAGCCAAUAGCGUCGACGUCUUCCGCCAAGAAGCACGAGCGGCGGCGGACACUGAAAGGUGCGCUCUCUGA
This is a messenger RNA of Trichosporon asahii var. asahii CBS 2479, 426 nucleotides long. RefSeq lists its product as uncharacterized. The coding region runs from base 1 to 426 and encodes 141 amino acids. The record is from RefSeq and is a predicted model, not a curated record. NCBI's taxonomy places the organism in Eukaryota, Fungi, Basidiomycota, Tremellomycetes, Trichosporonales, Trichosporonaceae. The transcript has a single exon.